CCCUUCCACCUUCCGCUCUGCCACAAUCGCAGAACGCACAGCAUUAGCGCGCAAGGGAGAACCAGCAGAUCUCUCGCCACUCACAGUCCUCGGUAGGGUCGCAGCGUUGAGCGCGGGAGUGAGGAAGGAGGGAAGCCAUGACGGAGCUGUUUGACACGGCCGUGACCAGCCUCCUCCACCUGCCGGAGGUGCUCGACCGCCUCGCCGCCGCGGACGGCGACCGCCGCUCGGGCGGCCACCACGGCGCGCACCAUCACGGGCACGCGCGCGUCCACGGCCUUGGCGGCGGCGGCGGCGGCGCGCCGGUGGACAUAGUGGAGACCCCCGGCGAGUACGUCUUCCUGCUCGACGUCCCCGGCCUCUCCAAGUCCGACAUCCAGGUGACGCUGGAGGAGGACCGGGUGCUGGUGAUGAAGGGCGGCAACAACAACAACGGGAAGCGGAAGCGCGAGGAGGAGGAGGAGGACGGCGAGGGGUGCCGCUACAUCCGACUGGAGCGCCGCGCGUCGCCGCGGUCGUUCGUGCGCAAGUUCCGGCUGCCGGAGGACGCGGACGCGGGCGGCAUCGCGGCGCGCUGCGAGAACGGCGUGCUCACCGUCACCGUGAAGAAGCAGCCGCCGCCGGAGAAGAAGACCAAGUCUGUGCAGGUCACCAUCGCCUGAGCCCCCCCCCAGCCAGCGAGCGAGCAGUCGGUCAGCAGUGGCAGUCUAGCAGUAGGAGUGCACGUAGAAGGUUGGGUGCUCUGUUUGUGUUCGAUGCAGAGUAGGGAGUUAUGGCUGUUCGUCUUUCGUGAUGUCGCUAUGGAACGGAACUGAACGAGUAUCCUAGUGUCAGUUGCAACUGUCGGUGAACUCGCAA
Molecule: messenger RNA, 858 nt
Organism: Panicum hallii
Lineage: Eukaryota; Viridiplantae; Streptophyta; Magnoliopsida; Poales; Poaceae
Product: 18.6 kDa class III heat shock protein
Exons: 2
Coding region: 138-662 (174 amino acids)
Biological process (GO): response to hydrogen peroxide; response to salt stress; protein folding
Source: RefSeq, a predicted model, not a curated record